GAAGCACACGGGUGGUAGUGCUGUCUGUCUGUGAGGCCCAUCUUGCCUACUUGCGCUGUUCUUUUGUCUUCCUCUUCUUUUUCUCUCUGUGUAUGCGUGUUUGGGUGUGCGUGUGUCUGAAGAAGCUGCUUCAAACACACUCACACCAACGGAAACAUAACGGAGUUUACGUUAUCUGCUUCCAACUAAUGGGUUGUUGCCAAUCUAAUUCGAGCCGUCAUAACUACCCUCAUCCGCUUACGGUUGCUUCCUCCCCUAACGGCGCCAACAACAAUAACAACAAUAACACCGUUGUUACUGGUGCCUCCGCCGCUGCCUCUGCCGCCCUAGACGUCCCUCCUUUCUCUGAGUUCUCCCUCUCCGACCUCAAAUCGGCCACCAACGGCUUUAGCUCCGAUCACAUCGUCUCCGAGAGCGGCGACAAAGCCCCCAAUGUGGUCUAUAAGGGUCGCCUCAACAAUCAUAACCGACGUUUGAUUGCCGUCAAGAGAUUCUCCAAAUCGGCAUGGCCCGACCCCAAGCAGUUCGCUGAUGAGGCUUGGAGUGUUGGGAAAUUGAGGCACCCUAGGCUUGCGAAUUUGAUUGGGUAUUGCUGUGAUGGGGAUGAGAGGCUUCUCGUUGCAGAAUACAUGCCCAACGACACUCUCGCCAAACAUCUUUUUCAUUGGGAAAAUCAGACAAUUGAGUGGAGCAUGCGAUUAAGAGUUGCCCUGUCCAUCACACAAGCAUUGGAUUAUUGCAGUAAUAAAGGUCACCCAUUGUACCAUGACCUGAAUGCCUACAGAGUGCUAUUUGAUGAGAAUGGUGAUCCGAGGAUUUCAUGUUUUGGGCUGAUUAAGAACAGUAGGGACGGCAAAAGUUAUAGCACGAAUCUUGCUUAUACCCCUCCAGAGUACCUGAGAAACGGGAGGGUGACUCCAGAAAGUGUAAUCUUCAGUUUUGGAACUGUGUUAUUGGAUCUACUAAGCGGCAAGCAUAUCCCUCCAAGUCAUGCUCUUGACAUGAUAAGGGGUAAAAAUAUUCUACGUCUAAUGGAUUCACACUUGGAGGGAAACUUUUCCACCGAUGAGGCAACUGUGGUUUUCGACCUUGCCUCUAAGUGCUUGCAAUAUGAACCUCGAGAACGGCCCAAGAUCAAUGACCUUGUUACGACUCUGUCCAGACUGCAGAAUAAACCCGAUGUUCCAUCAUAUGUCAUGCUUGGCAUUGCAAAGCACGAGGAAGCACCAGCACCGCCAACUCCCCAGCAUCCUCUAUCUCCAAUGGGUGAUGCUUGUUCUCGCAUGGACCUUACAGCUAUUCAUCAGAUAUUGUUGAUGACACACUAUAAAGAUGAUGAAGGAACUAACGAGUUAUCUUUCCAAGAAUGGACUCAGCAAAUGAGGGAUAUGUUGGAGGCAAGAAAGCGGGGCGACCUGGCAUUCCGUGAUAAGGAUUUCAAAACUUCAAUUGAGUGUUACUCCCAGUUCAUUGAUGUGGGAACCAUGGUUUCCCCAACCGUUUAUGCGCGGAGAAGUCUUUGCUACCUGUUUUGCGAUCAACCGGAUGCUGCGCUGCGAGAUGCAAUGCAAGCUCAGUUGGUCUAUCCGGACUGGGCGACGGCAUUUUACAUGCAGGCUGUUGCACUGUCCAAAUUAAACAUGGAUAAGGAUGCAGCUGACAUGCUGAACGAGGCCGCUUCCUUAGAAGAGAAACGGCAAAGAGGAGGGAAAUGAUGUUAGCUUCAUAACCUUUCAUUGUAUUAGCAACCAAAACGUGUGUAUACUUCUUAAGUUGGAAGUGGAUUUCAUUCGUGGGAGGAAGAACGAUAUUUCUAUUCGCGUAAGCUGCUGUGCCUGUUUUUUCCCUCCUCCAUAUUAUAUUAUAUAAUAUUUAAUUGAUUCUUACAGUGUA
Molecule: messenger RNA, 1893 nt
Organism: Arachis ipaensis
Lineage: Eukaryota; Viridiplantae; Streptophyta; Magnoliopsida; Fabales; Fabaceae
Product: serine/threonine-protein kinase BSK1
Biological process (GO): protein phosphorylation; brassinosteroid mediated signaling pathway
Molecular function (GO): protein binding; protein kinase activity; ATP binding
Source: RefSeq, a predicted model, not a curated record